GUGCUCUCCGCCGCCGCUGCUGCCGCCGCUGAAGCGGAGACCGGAGCCGCGAGCGCCACCAGGGCAGCAGCCGCCGCAGCCGCCGCCGCUGGGCUGAGGAGCCGGAGACGCAGGCGGACGAGGUGGCGGCGGCGGCGGAGCGGGAGCGGGGACCGGGCGCAGGCAGAGCGCGACGGCGCGGGUGUAUUCGAGAGAACCGGUCUUCAAACAUCUUUCCUGUAUUGACGCUGAGCUGUCAGGGGACUAAGGCUUAUGAGGAGGUAUUGUCACACAAAACAGUGCCUCGUAAAGACCACAAGAAAGAGGGGAAAGGAUCGGAAAAAGAAGCUAAAAUACUAUAGAAAACCAUGAGAUCUAUUCGAUCUUUUGCCAAUGAUGAUCGCCAUGUUAUGGUGAAACAUUCAACAAUCUAUCCAUCUCCAGAGGAACUUGAAGCUGUUCAGAAUAUGGUGUCCACUGUUGAAUGCGCUCUUAAACAUGUCUCAGAUUGGUUGGAUGAAACAAAUAAAGGCACAAAAACAGAGGGUGAGACAGAAGGAAAGAAAGAUGAGGCUGGAGAAACUUAUUCCAAGGAUCAAGGUGGUCGGACAUUGUGUGGUGUAAUGAGGAUUGGCCUGGUUGCAAAAGGCUUGCUGAUUAAAGAUGAUAUGGACUUGGAGCUGGUUUUAAUGUGCAAAGACAAACCCACAGAAACCUUAUUAAAUACAGUCAAAGAUAACCUUCCUAUUCAGAUUCAGAAACUCACAGAAGAGAAAUAUCAAGUGGAACAGUGUGUAAAUGAGGCAUCUAUUAUAAUUCGGAAUACAAAAGAGCCCACGCUAACUUUGAAGGUGAUACUUACUUCCCCUCUAAUUAGAGACGAAUUGGAGAAGAAGGAUGGAGAAAAUGUUUCGAUGAAAGAUCCUCCGGACUUAUUGGACAGGCAGAAAUGCCUAAAUGCCUUGGCGUCUCUUCGACAUGCCAAAUGGUUUCAGGCAAGGGCAAAUGGAUUAAAAUCAUGUGUAAUUGUCCUCCGAAUUCUGCGUGAUUUGUGCAACAGAGUCCCCACAUGGGCACCAUUAAAAGGAUGGCCUCUAGAACUUAUAUGUGAAAAGUCUAUAGGUACUUGUAAUAGACCUUUGGGCGCUGGGGAGGCCUUGAGAAGAGUAAUGGAGUGUUUGGCAUCUGGAAUACUACUUCCUGGGGGUCCUGGUCUUCAUGAUCCUUGUGAGCGAGACCCAACAGAUGCUCUGAGCUAUAUGACCAUCCAGCAAAAAGAAGAUAUUACCCACAGUGCACAGCAUGCACUCAGACUGUCAGCUUUUGGCCAGAUUUAUAAAGUGCUGGAGAUGGACCCCCUUCCAUCUAGUAAGCCUUUUCAGAAGUAUUCCUGGUCAGUUUCUGAUAAAGAAGGUGCUGGGUCUUCAGCUCUAAAGAGGCCAUUUGAAGAUGGAUUAGGGGAUGAUAAAGAUCCCAAUAAGAAGAUGAAACGAAACUUAAGGAAAAUUUUGGAUAGUAAAGCAAUAGACCUUAUGAAUGCACUCAUGAGGCUAAAUCAGAUCAGGCCUGGGCUUCAAUAUAAGCUCUUAUCUCAGUCUGGCCCUGUCCAUGCCCCGGUCUUCACAAUGUCUGUAGAUGUGGAUGGCACAACAUACGAAGCCUCAGGACCAUCCAAGAAAACAGCAAAACUUCAUGUAGCAGUGAAGGUAUUGCAAGCAAUGGGAUAUCCAACAGGGUUUGAUGCAGAUAUUGAAUGUAUGAGUUCCGAUGAGAAAUCAGAUAAUGAAAGCAAAAAUGAAACAGUGUCUUCAAACUCAAGCAAUAAUACUGGAAAUUCUACAACUGAAACCUCCAGUACCUUAGAGGUAAGAACUCAGGGCCCUAUCCUCACAGCAAGUGGCAAAAAUCCUGUAAUGGAGCUCAAUGAAAAAAGAAGAGGUCUCAAGUAUGAACUCAUCUCGGAGACUGGGGGAAGCCAUGACAAGCGUUUUGUAAUGGAGGUAGAAGUAGAUGGACAGAAAUUCAGAGGCGCAGGUCCAAAUAAGAAAGUGGCAAAGGCAAGUGCAGCUUUAGCUGCCCUGGAGAAGCUGUUUUCUGGACCCAAUGCAGCAAAUAAUAAGAAAAAGAAGAUUAUCCCUCAGGCGAAGGGUGUUGUGAAUACAGCUGUGUCUGCAGCAGUCCAGGCUGUUCGGGGCAGAGGAAGAGGAACUCUAACAAGGGGAGCUUUUGUUGGGGCGACAGCUGCUCCUGGCUACAUAGCUCCAGGGUAUGGAACACCGUAUGGUUACAGCACAGCUGCCCCGGCCUAUGGUUAAUACUUUUAAGCAGUUUUCAGCACGUUUAUCUCACUUUAUUCUCGUUCUCCUCGGACCUUCGUAGCCAUAUCACUUGUAUAAAAUAGGCUGAGAUAUAGUGACUGUAAGCUGUGAUCUCAGUAUACAAAGGUAAGCUCUUUUAUUUUCUGAUUAAAGAGAAAAAUAAUUAAUACAACAUGCAUAUAUGACAAUCAUAUAUGAUGUAUUUGAUCUUUUAGGUCUUAUGUCAUCACAUUACCUUUAAAAAUUUUAUGGUCUAAAUGUAAAAUAGUUAUUUUUCAACACUUGUUUUAAUACCCUUGUAACUGCUUUUUAUUCAAGAGAGACAUUUUACUUUUGCUGAGUUACAUGUGUAACGUGUGUAGAAUAUGUGCAGAAACUUAGAAUAUAAAAUGUAUGUAAAUUACACACACGUACCUGUUUAAAUAUAAGAAUUCACUGGUAGGAACAGUUCACCUAAGAAGAUUUUAACGACAGGGCACUGUUUUGGCCAAAGUGGUGGAAUUUCAUAAGCAGCAAGAUUGGUAACAGUGCUGGUAGGAUCCAUAUAUGUCGCUGUUAUACAAGCUGAGGAUCAAAGUGCCAAUUUCUCAUUCUCAGAGAAAUAAAAAUCCUUGAUCUGUGUUGUAUUGCCCCAAUACAACAACAGCAAGAAGCCAUAAAAAAAAAAAGCAAUAGAAAAUGAAAAAAAAAAACCAAAAUAUUAAGGUAACUAUGGAAAAAUAUGUAAUGAACUGAGUUAAGCUAAUUAUUUGCAGAACCAACUUUAGCAAGACUCAGAAUGGUGAAUACCAAGUCUGCAGAGACCAAAUAGACUUAAGGCAAUUUAUCUGUCUUUUCUAGGUUAGGUAGCUUGACUAUUUAUUUCCCACCUUAUUCAACCAUCAUGGAGUUUGUUUAAAAGAUUUGAGAGAGUUAGGCCAAAUAUUUUAAUAAGGAUUUGCUUCAUUUAGUAUGUCCCAUAAAUGCAUUUCAUUAUGUACUAGAUGUUUUGUGCUAAGGCUGUAUUUGAUAUAUAGAUAUUAAAAUGAAUUUCAUGUUUUAUAUUUGUUUCUAAGUAGCAGUUUCUUUUGAUGACUAACUUAAAGGUUGCUGGAACAACUUUUUUUCCAUACAGAAUCUGUAUGUACAUUAAUGUGGCUUUGGUGUCCAUAAAAAGGUUGUGCGAGGUAUAGCUGACUAGUACCAACUGCAUGCCAGUCCUGCUUGAACAGCCCAGUACUUGUCAUGUGUUAGGUUCUUUUCUGGGUACCAGUGAACAGAGGCUCCAACCAGUGGAAACAUUUUAAGUGUGAGAGUCUCCUUGUUGGGGAAUUGGGCCUAUUAUAAAUAGGACCCAUUAAUACACUAUUUUGGGAGACACAUAGUGUUAGCUGUGGCAAAAAGCAUAUUAGCUUAGUUAAUAGUUUAAUUAUAAAUGAUUGAAUGAUGUGUAGGGUCUUUGACAUCACUGAAAUAGGCAUCACUUGGAAAUUUACCCAUUUAAAAUAUUUUUCUGGCAGUUUUGAGAGCCUGAAACCUACUCAGGUUUAUAUUCAUGGACCUCUUUCCAAGUAAGUGAACUGAGUGAAGUGAAUAACACAUACAUUAGUCCUUUUUAUGUAGUUUUUAUGGUACAGCAAAGAACAAAGUGGUUAAUUUAAAACACUGACCACAUUUUUGUGAUGAAAAAUGAAGGGAGUUUUACUCUUUUAAUCAAUCCAGUUUCCCUAUUUCUUAGAUUUUAAGAAUAAUGUCAGUGGAGGAAAACCUUCAAUAGUGAGUUAAGGAAAAGAACUGAGGAGAUUUCCCCCUCCCAUACAAGUAAUUAUGUUUCUAGUAACCCGGAGCCCUAAAAACCAGGAAUACUAAGAGCAGUUAAAGCUGAAAACUGCCUGCUCUGUGAAUGGUCUUCCCAUAAUUCCCAUUCAUCUUAUGCCAGUGCCUCCUGAGAGGGAUUGGGGGGUAUCUCUGAAAUUAUCCAGAAUAAGAAAGGUUCCAUGAUAUUCAGACUCAUACUGUCUAACACUGUGAUGCCAUGCCAUGCAGUGGCCAUAGAUUUCUCAGUGUUGCUAGGAGGCCUGGGAAGGAGAUAGGUGGUAAAUGAAUAACAGCAGAGCCAAGAAAACUACUGCUGAGGUGAGUUUCAAUAUUGACGUUUCUCUCUAGCACUUAUUUACAGAGCAGAGCUAAUACUUCUUAUAUAAGAACAAAUCCUUUCCUAAUAUUUCCAGAAAUACUGUUUUAAGUCAAGAAUUCAAGUUCUGUUAGUUGUGAGAAUAGAUAUCCUUUCCUGCAUUAUCAUUUGAGGUAGGAGCUAACAGCUUCUAUUGAUGCUUGAAGCAGUGAUCUUUGGAGUUUUUAAAAAUAGUACCAUAAUGCAAAUUAGGUUAUGUAAGCUUUACAGCACAGCUAGAAAUAGGGAAUAGAAACCACAUGGGAAUCUAGGCCAGAGUAUUUCUCUCCCUCCAGCACAUUCCUGUGGGGCUCAGGGAAUUAGAUGAGUUAAUAUACAAAAAGUACUUUGAACAAUACCAGGUGCCUAGUUAGUACUCAGUAAAUGUUGGCUGUUCUUACCGUGACUGGCCGAAGUGAAAGGAGGACUAUGAAGGAGGGCACAGCUGGGCUAACAGUUGGUUGGGAAGCAGGUGCAUGGCAUACUUAGGGUGGAGCUAUGUUGGUUCCUUAGUGCUGACAGGUUCAGCUGCUCCCAGUCUUGGGGAGAGGACUCCUAGCAUCUGGGGGUUGGACAAGAAACGCAAACCAAAGACCUGGUGAGAGCUGGUGUGGUGAGUUUGCUGCAAAUCCAAGCUGAAAUUGCUCACGUGUCUGCUGCAGUAGUUAGGCCACCAGCCAAUCUGCUGCCAAGGUUUGUAAAUACUUGGUUUGGAAUUUAAGGGUGCUUAAACUUCACAAGGGCUGAGCUUAGAUUAUCUACCUGCUGAUUCCAGGUCUUCUGCCAGUGCAUUAAUAAUAACAGUUUUUUUAAAUUGUAUCUGCCCCGGGAAUCUAACUUUCAGGGCUCACCAGUGUUUGGUAGGUAGAAAGCAAAUUACUGUAAGCCACAGAAAGGAAAGGAGGAGACUGGGUGGCGUACUUACAUGGCUGUCUGCUAAGAUGCUUCUCUGAAUAGCAUUCCUAUAGCUCACCUCACAGAGUUUGCUUCGACACCCUGAGGGGAAAAAUCUGCACUCAUCACAUGAAGGCUCCCUUCUGUUAAUAUGUUAGAAAACAUAUCCAUCCGUCUCUGUCCGUCUAUCCAUGUAUCUGUCCAUCAAGACACAGUUGGGAAGUUGAUUUUCGACAGAAGAAAAAUGAGUAGAUGGUGAAAUUGACACUGUUGGAUUAAAUAAAGAGUAUACAUUUUACUGUCCAUUCUGGGCUCAAAGGUAUCUACAAAGACUUCAGGAGCCUCUGAAGAAAGGUGGGCACAUGUAUCCCCGGCUGUUGGUAAGAGGUGAGCUAAGUGGGAAACACAGAUUGAGCUCUGAAGUACUCUGUUUGUAAAAACUGUGUGUGGACAAGGACUGAACAUUACCUUUAAGGAGGUAAAUAAGAUAGAUUUGCAUCUAGAUUUGUAGCCAAGAAGUGUUUAUUAAAUCUAAGAGAUAUUUGUAUAACUUAAUGUGAUGGCAGAAAUCACCUGAUUCUGAACAGCUGAGCCUGUUUGGUGGCAUCUUUGCCUCAUUCAGCCAACAUUGAGGGGGAGGACCUCUUCUUUUUCUUUUUGCCUUGACCAGUUGGUUGUUAACAUCCUCAUUACUUGCUCCUUCUAAUGUGGGUCUUGGUCUCCCUUGGCAGGACUUUGCCAUUUUUGCAAAUGAACUGUGCUGCCCCUGCUGGUGGGUAGGGUGCAGAUUGCCACCAUCUGCCUAGACAGCUUCAGGAAAUCUGAUUAGCGUACCCUGGCUGGGGAUACGUGGUCCAGAGUUAUCUUUUUCUACUGCUGUUCGGCCAGCAGGAGGGGAUGGGAUUAGCUUGGCUGCUAUUAGGACGUUGUCUUAGCAGGUCCAAGAAGCUCAGUCUCUGUCUGCUUUGUUUGAGGUUCUCUUACCUUGAUCCCUUUGGACAGUUUGGACAAAUGGUCUCUGCAUUUAAGUGUCAGUCAGCUAAAUGCCUGAAAUAAUGAAGUUAUCAGUAGCCUUCAGUUUAGGUCAUUUUGGACUGUGGGCAGCAAUAGAUUAAAGAGCAAGAAUAGGAGAGAGGAAGGAAGAGAAAUGCCAAUGUUGGUAUCUCACCUGUGCCAGGCAGUUGGACAGUCCUCUUAAUUUUCCAAACCACCUUCUUGGAUGUGGUAUUAUCCCCAUUUUACAAAAAAAAAACAAAAAACACCAAAAAACAAAACUGAUGCUCAACGUGAAGUGCUAGAGCCAGGAAUGAAACCCGUGUCUUUCCAAUGCCAAAGCCUCUUAUUACUCCACCAUGCUAUAGAUUAAAAAGGCUGGGGGUGAAAGGGACAGACUGUGCUGGAAUCUAGACCCUCUGAUUUGAGAUUGUUCCAGACCAGGUAUCCUGGCCUAAAACAGGGAUAUGUUCUUUAAUUGUGAAGAAUUGUCUGACAAACUGGAAAGACAGACUGAAAGACUGCAGAGUAGUUGUAUAAACAGAGGAACCUUUUUUAUUUAAAGCUCAUUUUUCUGUUUGACUAUCAAUGAGAAACUGAGGUGCAUGUUUUCAUUGAGUUCAUGUUUUUUUUUCUGGGUGCAUGCUUUCUGCCUGGUCUGAGAUAGGUGAUGGGGAUGUCUUAAAAAAUUUAAGCCAGACUCUGAAGGCAGGCCGGUGAGGCUUUGGCUCAUUUGGUACAAGGAAUAGAGGCAUGAAUGGGCAGCAGCCCAGGUGUGGGUGUAAGUGCAGGGAGGUGUCCCUGGGCAAAUACUUGGCAGAGAUGGGCAAAUGGCAGAUUGUAGAGGCCAGUUCUCAUUGCCAGGAGUUUGCCAUCUUCCCUCUAAGUAUGGCCCAUGCAUGUUGAGGCCUGGUUAGAUGGCUUUGGGGUCUCUAAAUUGUGGCAUGCAAGUCACUCUGCUGAUAAAUGUGUUUGAUUCUCCUACUGUUGCAGACCACUUCCCAGCUCCUUUGCUGAUUAAUGCCAGCUGGGUCUCUGCUUAGGGGUCAGUAUGUGUGGGGAUGGAUACAGAAUUCUUUUAAGGAAAAGAUAUUCAUCACUCACCCAAAUCAUCACCUUCCUUGGCAGUUGGCAUUUUUUUCUGAGCACCCUGCCAUAAUUCUGAAGGGGAGCAGGAAGAAGAAACCUUCUUUGAAACUCAGGUUGUCAAGUUCUACAGCACUGAUAUGUGUGAGGAAGAAUGAGUGCCCAGCAUUUGUGGAACAUAACAUUCUGCAAAGCCUUUCCCAUUCAUUAUUUCAUUUCCUGCUCUACUGGUAGAACCUUGGAGGCAUAGCAGUAAAUGGAUGAUCGUUCCCACUCUGCAGACAGGGAAAUUGAAGCCCAGAGAUCUCUCCAAACCACCCUGCUUGUUUGUGGCAAAACGCUGUAGCUCCUAACCACAUAGAAGAAAUAACAUUUCUUAUACUGUUUUUACAGUUAACAGAAGCCCUUUCUUAGAGAUCAGUUUUGAACUCCACCAAAACUGUGGGAUCUACAAAUUCUUUCCUUGUACAGAUGAGGAAAUGGAGGCUUAAAGUGACUUGCCACAAAUUAGAUAGCUGUUAAAUGGCAGAGCCCACAUGUUCUGACAGCACUGUGCUAAUACUUGUGGUUUGUAUUACUAGUCUAGACUGAUGUAUAUCUUGUUUUCCAAGACCAUUUGGCAACAGUGUAAUCUCUCUAUGAUGCAUUCUACUCACCUUUCUUCUAAACUUCUGGACUAAAUCCUACAUGGCUUGAAACAAAACAAGCAAAAACUAACCCACCUCUCCCUGACCCUUUCCUGGUCUCCCCGAAAUCCAGACUUUCCAGGCUCAUUCUUUCUCUGGUUCCUUUGGAAGAACUGUUAGUUUGUUCCUGGGCAAGGUGACCAACUAAUCACCCCUGGGUUGGGCAGCCUGCUUUUUGUGAGCUGCAUAACUGGGUCUAUUUCCACAGACCACCUUUUUGUAUUAUAACUGAACUCUAUAGUAAAGCGCAAAUUCAGUAAUUGCCAUUUGGAGAGCUACUCGGGUUGGAAGGAGGGGAGGGCAUGGGUGGCUGGAAAUGUGCUUUUUAUGUUCAGCCUCAUCCAUAUGUUAGUUGUUGGCUGUCAUCCAUUCCUGGCUAGACCUUCAACAUGUGCUCUAUCCAAAGGGGUCACCAUCACAAUAACACACUUUCCAGAGCUUUAAGUGGCAGAACCUCCUUUCUGAUGCUGGGAUUUUCUUGAAUCCUUCCCUUAUAUAGACAGUCUCAGAAGUUGGUCAGCUUUCUAAAAUCUUUCAUGCUCUUGGAGGCUGUAGUAUAUGAUAGGCAUCACCUGGGAGGUAAAAAAAAAAAAAAAAAAAAACUU
Molecule: messenger RNA, 8713 nt
Organism: Microcebus murinus (gray mouse lemur)
Lineage: Eukaryota; Metazoa; Chordata; Mammalia; Primates; Cheirogaleidae
Gene: STRBP
Product: spermatid perinuclear RNA binding protein
Cellular component (GO): precatalytic spliceosome
Molecular function (GO): single-stranded RNA binding; double-stranded RNA binding
Source: RefSeq, a predicted model, not a curated record